ACCCCACACCUCCCCGCUCCACUGGGCCCUGUGCUGAGCCAGACCAGCUGCACCGCCGUGUCCUGACCGAAGGCUCCUGGGAUGUCACGCCGCCGGCACCAACCCGAGCCUGGCGACCUGAUCAAGAUCAAACGAUCAGUUUACCAGCACUGGGCCCUCUACUUGGGGGAUGGAUAUGUCGUCCACCUGACGUCCGCAGAUGAAGGGAUCCGAUGCCUGUCAGCCAGUAGUGACACAACAUUGAGCAAAAAGGCCAAGGUGAAGAAGCAGCUCCUGAAGGAGGUGGUGGGAAAUAAUGACUGGGAGGUCAACAACAAGUAUGACCGCUCCCGCACCCCCCUCCCAGUGAAGGAGAUCAUCAAGCGUGCUGAGAGCUACAUUGACAGGGAGAUGAGCUAUGAUGUGCUCUGCGAAAACUGUGAGCACUUUGUGACAAUGCUCCGCUAUGGCAAGAGUGUCUCUGACCAGGCCAGGAUAGGAUUUGGUAGCAUACUCUCAUUUGGAGCUGUUGUCUGCGCUGGUAUUGCUGUCGCCUGUGCUGCCUUUGUCUCACCCAGGGACAAAUCCAGAGAGAAGAAGUAGUGACGGCUUGUCAGGAAGAGCUCAGAGCAAGGCAGGGAGCCUCUGGCCAUGGAUGGUCACUGCCCAGCCUCUGCCAAAACUGCCAUUGGACCUACUAACAACAGCUACUCUUGCAGAAAUAACCAAAGCAAAGCAGUAAUAAAAUGUAAAAAACCCAAUUCCAAUUCACGCCACUAUAUCUUCCUGGACCUUCAAAAGGCAGUUCCUGUUUCAUGCCACAGUCAGCUCCCUUAAGUGCGGCAUUGCUAUUUGCAGUCCCUUAAUAGAGGGUUUAUUUGUGCUCAACAAUUUUCCCCUCACUUGGAGAACAUCAACAGGACAACCAAGUUAUGAAGACUAAUAUUACAAAAAUACCAUUGUAAGAAUAAAUACAGAAAUUCUAA
Molecule: messenger RNA, 965 nt
Organism: Manacus vitellinus (golden-collared manakin)
Lineage: Eukaryota; Metazoa; Chordata; Aves; Passeriformes; Pipridae
Product: phospholipase A and acyltransferase 1
Exons: 3
Coding region: 82-582 (166 amino acids)
Biological process (GO): N-acylphosphatidylethanolamine metabolic process
Cellular component (GO): cytoplasm
Molecular function (GO): glycerophospholipid phospholipase A1 activity; A2-type glycerophospholipase activity
Source: RefSeq, a predicted model, not a curated record